UGGCUGUCUCCGCCAGGCCGCGACCAAUCCGGAGAGCACGCGCCCUUCCGCUAGGGAGGACGCUGGGCAGCCGCGGGCCUCCGGGCGGAGCCGCGGGCAGAGCCGGGAGCCCGGCGAGAGGGACAGCUCCACUCCCCGCCGCCCAGUGCCGCCCGCCGGAGGCUGUCCUGCCAAGCCAUGCCUCCGUGGGCGGCCGUCCUCGCGCUGCUGCUCGCGGCGCUCGCUCUGCUCCUCCUGCGCCCCUGGAAGCGCACCGUCGGAGCACGGACCUCGGUCCGGGACCAGGAGGAGCAGGAGGUGGUGAGCAGAGGCCCCACGGCUCAGUUCAGCGACCGGCGCGAACCGCUCCCCGGGGGCUGCAGCCUGAUUUGCAAGCCCUCGGCUCUGGCCCAGUGCCUACUGCGCGCUCUGCGACGCUCGGCGGCGCUGGAACCCACCCCAAGCUCCUGGCUGUCGGGGCCCCACCUGCAGACCUUCUGCCACUUCAUCCUGCCCGUCGGGCCAGGUCCUGAGCUAGCCCGUGAGUACCUGCAACUGGCAGAUGAUGGGUUGGUGGCCCUGGACUGGGUCAUAGGACCUUGUGCCAGGGGCCGCCGGGUCACUAAUACUGGAGGCCUCCCUCCUGUGCUGCUGGUAAUCCCCAAUGCGUGGGGACGCCUCACUCGCAAUGUGCUGGGGCUCUGCCUACUCGCCCUGGAACGCGGCUACUACCCGGUCAUCUUCCAUCGCCGCGGCCACCACGGCUGCCCGCUGGUUAGCCCCCGUCUACAGCCUUUCGGGGAUCCGUCCGACCUCAAGGAGGCGGUGACUUACAUUCGCUUCCGACACCCGGCGGCCCCCCUAUUCGCGGUGAGCGAGGGCUCGGGGUCCGCGCUCUUGCUGUCCUACUUGGGGGAGUGCGGCUCCUCCAGCUAUGUGACUGGCGCCGCCUGCAUCUCGCCGGUGCUACGCUGUCGCGAGUGGUUCGAAGCUGGCUUGCCUUGGCCCUAUGAGCGUGGGUUCCUGCUGCACCAGAAGAUCACUCUCAGCAGGUAUGCCUCAGCCCUGGAGGACACAGUAGACACCAGCAAAUUGUUCAGAAGCAGCUCCCUGCGAGAGUUUGAGGAAACCCUGUUCUGCCACACCAAGAGUUUCCCCAUCAGCUGGGAUACCUACUGGGACCUGAAUGACCCACUCCGGGAUGUGGAUGAGGCUGCUGUCCCUGUCCUGUGUAUCUGCAGUGCUGAUGAUCCGGUGUGUGGACCCCCAGACCACACUCUGCCCGCGGAACUCUUCCAAAGCAACCCUUACUUUUUCCUGCUGCUCAGUAGCCAUGGAGGCCACUGUGGCUUCCUGCGCCCUGAGCCCUUGCCAGCAUGGAGCCACGAGGUUAUCUUGGAGUCCUUUAAGGCCCUGACUGAAUUCUUCCGAAUGGAAGAGAGGAUGAAAGGACUGAGCAGGCGCAGGACUUCAUUUUUGGGGGGCCGGCGUCGUUGGGGAGGCCUGCAGAAGCGAGAGGUCUCCCCUUCUUCCAAUCUGGAGGAGAUCUUUAACUGGAAGCGGUCUUACACCAGGUGAAGCUUGCCUGGGGAGGCUCCUGCACCUUUGAGAAAAUUCCCAACAAGGGACCCCAGCAGCUGGAAGACUGAGGACUGAGCGGGGAGCUCUGCUCCCUUCUCCCUUCAAACUGGAGAGAGAGAGAGAAAGAGAGAGAACUUGCAGCUCUGACAACCAACAUUCUUGCUCACCCUGCUCAGCCUACUGUCUCCUGUCAUCAAAGUCACAAGCCAAGUAACAGCAUGGGCUAAGAGGACUGGGGAAAAAAUGCUAACUGUCCUUGAAGUGACUCUAGGGAAGAUGAGCUUAUAAGAGUCAAUGGGUGGUUCUGUCCCACAUAAAUAAUCAGAUUGGUGACUCUGAGUCUCGAGCUGGAGCCUCUUGGUACAGAAAGGACAGGAUGUUUGUGUCUCAGUCCAGCUCCCUCGUGUUCUGCGGUUGUGGUUCCGCUCCGACUUCUGCACGAGCAGCUGAGGAAGCAGGCGGUCAGAGUUGCCUAGCUCUCCCCAGUCUGAGAAGGCAGCAGAAGCAGGACAUGCUGGGCUGAGGCCAGCUUGGUAAAUGCUGGCGAGGGUAGAAUGUGAGUCUGUCCCUGGACGCCUCUUCUGGUGGCUGCAAACUAAGACGGGCCUCUAGGCCACACCCUCCAGCCAGGUCUGAACCGGCUCCCAAGAGUAUUUUAGAAAUAGGAGAUGCUGUUGCCCAGGGUCUAAGGGCUCUGGUAGACCAUGGUUGUGGUCAUGGUUGUGGUCUAGUCAGGUUAGGCCAGAUGCACGCCCCGCCCCACCGGUUCUGAUUCAGGAGACUGCUCCAGAGAGCUGUAGCCAGAUGCGUUCUUCUUGAGAUGCAGCCUUCCUCACGUGACAAAAACAACCCUCAAGCGGGAUUUCUAAUCACUUUUCUUCUAGUACUAGCUUCUCCCUUUCCAGAGACGGCGAGGUAUCUGGGAUCAGAGGACAGAACAAUCCUAAGAGCCCGAUGAAGGCAAUCCAGCUACUUAUAAGUGUCUCGCCUUCCCAGCCUUGCUCAAUUAUUCAAAAGGCAGAAAAACUGCUUUCUGGACCCAGCUGCUCAGCUACUAAACAGGCAUUUGGGUUGAUGAGGGAUGAUGCUGAAGACCAGAGUAAAAUAAGUAAGGUACAGCGCACAGAUCAACUUACAUAUCCUGGAUUGUAGCAAACCUUUAAAAAUUAUUUUGACAGUUGGACAUCUGGAGCCAUGUGUUGUUAAGAUUCAAAAAUCUACCCUGAAAUUAUAUAUAUAUAUAUAUUUAUUUGUGGUGCUUGGACCUCACUUGCCAGGCAAACACUCUACAGCUGAACUACAUAAAUCCA
This is a messenger RNA of Microtus oregoni (creeping vole), 2870 nucleotides long. RefSeq names its product abhydrolase domain containing 15 (gene Abhd15). The coding region runs from base 178 to 1557 and encodes 459 amino acids. Lineage: Eukaryota; Metazoa; Chordata; Mammalia; Rodentia; Cricetidae. The transcript has 2 exons. Gene Ontology annotation, molecular function: short-chain carboxylesterase activity; monoacylglycerol lipase activity. The record is from RefSeq and is a predicted model, not a curated record.